AUGGAGGAAAGUAAAAUCGAAAAAGGCUCUAUCAGAAACCAUGAAGAUGAAAAAGAUGUGCAAGUCGGUACCAUCGCCGACCUCGACGAAGGUGGAGCCUUUCUUCAUGAGCACGGCUUCACGCAUGAUUCUAUCCAGGUGCUUCUGGACGAUGAACCACGCAAUAAGAAAGUGGUUCGCAAGGUAGACAUUGUACUCCUCCCACUGCUUGCAGGAACCUAUGUCCUGCAGUAUAUCGACAAGUCAGCCCUAGCUUACUCCGCCGUCUUCGACCUCUUCACGUCAACACACAUGUCCAGUAACCAGUACAGUUGGCUAGCCAGUAUUUUCUACCUGGCAUAUCUGGUCGCCGAAUAUCCCUGGAACAUCCUCGCGCAAAAGACUAAACUGGCUAAAGUGGUGUCGGGGAACAUCGUCGCUUGGGGCGCAGUUCUGAUGAUAACCGCUGCCUGCUCUUCAUUCACUGGCAUGGCCAUUUGCCGUUUCCUUCUGGGUAUCUUCGAAGCACCUAUCACCCCAUGCUUCAUGAUGAUAGUUGGAAUGUGGUACACCCGCGACCAACAGCCGUUCCGUGCUGGCAUCUUCUACAGCUGCAAUGGGCUCGGUGCGAUCAUUGGCGGUAUUCUGACAUUUGGAAUUGGCCAAAUCCACACCAUUGCCGUCUGGAGAGCCAUUUACCUUAUUCUGGGAGGUGUCACGGUGGCCUGGGGAAUUGUCAUGUUCCUCUUCCUCCCGGACGAUAUCAUCUCUGCAAAGCGUUUCAGCUUAGAAGACAAGGCUCUCUUGAUCGGCCGCAGUCGCCUCGGACGAACUGGUGUCAUGAACCACCAAAUCAAAUGGUAUCAGAUUCGCGAGGCCCUGAUUGACCCUCAAGUCUGGAUCCUGUUCUUUUUCACUCUGUGCAAUGAGGUCAUCAAUGGUGGAAUUGCCAGUUUUGGCAAGCUCAUUAUCAAAGGCUUGACUGAUGAUCCUCUCAAGACUUGUGCAUUGGGGAUACCAUUGGGCGCAUUCCAAGUCUUUUACAUUCUGAGUGGAACUUUCCUCGCCUCGCGAUUCCGUAAUUAUCGCACUAUCGUUAUGCCAUUGUACCUGAUUCCCACGAUCGUCGGCACCUGCUUGAUGUGGAAACUAUCCCACAAAACCAACAAAGUAGGCGUACUUUUCGGGUAUUAUAUCGUCGGUGCAUAUGUCUGUUCUUUGGUGCUGUCGCUACAGAUGCCGGCAACGAAUCUGGGAGGCUAUACCAAGCGAUCCACCGGUGUUGCUCUGGUGUUUUUGGCAUAUUGUGUUGGGAAUAUCAUCGGCCCCCAUGCAUUUUUGGCCAAGGAGGCCCCUUUGUAUCAGACGGGCUGCAAGGUCAUUCUUGCAUGUGCGUCUGCUCAAAUAGUUCUGGCUAUUGGUCUGCGACUGCUGUUGAUCCGUCGAAACAAGACGAGAGAUGCGCAGGCUGCUGCGGAUCAUGCUGGGGCUGGACCCCAAUCGGAGUACGACGAGCUUGCUGAUCUGACUGACUUUGAGGUGAGAAGUGUUCGACUCUGA
Molecule: messenger RNA, 1539 nt
Organism: Penicillium cataractarum
Lineage: Eukaryota; Fungi; Ascomycota; Eurotiomycetes; Eurotiales; Aspergillaceae
Product: putative MFS transporter
Exons: 1
Coding region: 1-1539 (512 amino acids)
Biological process (GO): transmembrane transport
Cellular component (GO): membrane
Molecular function (GO): transmembrane transporter activity
Source: RefSeq, a predicted model, not a curated record